GGACUCUGCUGAUUAAUUCACCGAACUAUCUUGUGAGAAUGAUGAUUACCGAUUGAGUUCAUAGUAGAUUAAUAACUGGUUUCGAACAUAUAAUUACGACCUGUCUUGGAGGGGAUCUAAUGAUCCUCAUCCUUCGUUCACCUCGAACUCCCAAGAUUCUAAACUCCAACGCCGCAACGGGCUUUUCCUACUCUUCCCAACUUCACAAGUGGAAACAACAGGAUAAAGAACUCUGAACCAUGGCCGCUUACCUCACAAAGAGGAUCUCCCAUCCUCAUCACGGCAUCCCGGUGUCCCGACCCGAGACCCCGGCACUCGCCAAAGAGGAGAAGUGCAAACACCCGAUCCCCAACGUCGCUGCGCAGAAUGUACCCUUCUUCACGCCGGCGCAGGAUCCGCCCGCGGGUUCGGCCAUCCAGGCCGCCGACGGCACACCCAUUCCCAGGCUCUUCACACCGAUCCAGAUUCGGGGCGUUACGCUGCAAAAUCGCAUCUGGGUCAGCCCCAUGUGCCAGUACAGCGCGCACGAGGGGUUCCACACGCCGUGGCAUAUUACUCAUUAUGGGGGUAUCGUCCAGCGCGGUCCCGGCUUCACAAUGAUCGAAGCAACGGCAGUGCAAGCCAACGGCCGCAUCACGCCCGAAGACUCCGGCAUCUGGCUCGACGCCCACGUCGACACCCUGCGCAAGCACGUCGAGUUCGCGCACAGCCAGAACCAGAGGAUCGGGAUCCAGCUCGCCCACGCGGGGCGCAAGGCGUCGACGGUAGCGCCCUGGCUCAGCGCCGGGGCGACGGCGACGGAGGACGUCGGCGGGUGGCCGCACGACGUGGUGGGACCCAGCGACGAGCCGUUCGGCCCGCACUACCCCACGCCGCGGAGCCUGACGGUCGCGGAAAUCGACAAGGUCAAGCGCGACUUUGUGGCGGCGGCGCAUCGGGCGCUGCAUGCAGGGUUCGACGUCGUCGAGCUGCACUUCGCGCACGGGUACCUCGUGUCGUCGUUCCUGACGCCCGCGGUCAAUAAGCGGACGGAUCGGUACGGCGGGAGCUUCGAGAACAGGACGAGGUUGGCGUUGGAGAUUGUGGAUGCGGUGCGGGCGGUGAUUCCCAAGACGAUGCCGCUUUUCGUGCGCAUUAGCGCGACGGAUUGGCUGGAGACGAAUUCGGCGUACCAGGGCGAGUCGUGGGGGUUGGAGGAUGCGGUCAAGCUGGCGGUUUUGUUCUCCCGGCGUGGGGUGGACGUGCUGGACGUUUCGUCGGGCGGGAACCAUGCGUUGCAGAAGGUGAAGGGCGGGCCUGGGUAUCAGGUGCACCUCGCCAAGCGGAUCAAGAAGGAGGUGGGAGAUGCGAUGCUCGUGAGCACGGUGGGCAGCAUCAAGGAGGGCAAGUUUGCCGAGGAGAUCAUCUCGGGCGGCAAGUCGGAGGAUGAUGUGCCCCUGGAUCUUGUGGCUGCGGGCCGCAUGUUCCAGAAGAACCCCGGCUUGGUGUGGUAUUGGGCGGAUGAUUUGGGUGUUUCCAUCCAGCUCGCGCAUCAGAUCGGUUGGGGGUUUGGAGGACGGGGUACGAAGAAGGUGGACCAUGUCAAGAUGUCUAUCCCUUAAAGGACAGCGGUGUUAGUUUGCAACGGUAUACCGUAUAGCCCGUAAAGAACAUAAAGAUAAGGUAGUAGCUGACUUGUAAGCGUCCAUGGUAGGUACGGUAAGGUACGUACCUUAUGUAGGAAAGACGCCCACGAA
Sodiomyces alkalinus F11 is the source of this 1736-nucleotide messenger RNA. Its product is annotated as FMN-linked oxidoreductase. NCBI's taxonomy places the organism in Eukaryota, Fungi, Ascomycota, Sordariomycetes, Glomerellales, Plectosphaerellaceae. Gene Ontology annotation, molecular function: NADPH dehydrogenase activity; FMN binding; NADP binding. Gene Ontology annotation, cellular component: intracellular anatomical structure. The transcript has 2 exons. The record is from RefSeq and is a predicted model, not a curated record. The coding region runs from base 240 to 1601 and encodes 453 amino acids.